AGACUAUCUUCACAGCGAGCUUACCCUUGACAAGGCUGUGGUUCACGUGGACUUCAGCACUAACCUUUUUUGCCUGCACGUUUCGGAAACACCUAAGAAGUACGCGAUCCUGCAGAAUGAAGCUCCUCUACCCCACCUCGGUGGCUAUUGAGGCGAAGAACCUCGAAGGCUUCGGUGUCUCACCGCACCCAUACGACGUCAAAUCCAAGAUUCCCGAGGAACACACCGACGCCGAAAUCCUAGUGACCUGGUCCAACCCAGGACCCGUGCUGAAAGAAGAGGUCUCCCGUCUCAAGAACCUCCGCUGGAUCCAAUCCCUUGCCGCAGGUCCCAACGACGUCAUAAAUGCCGGAUUCGACACAUCCAAGAUCAUUCUGACCACAGGUUCGGGUUUGCAUGACCACACCGUGGCCGAGCACACUUUGGGCCUGCUCCUCAAUGCGGCACGUCGCUUCUUCGAGAUGCGCGACUACCAGCACCAACACAAAUGGUCGACUGACUUGGGUGGUCCGCAACCAGACCGACCCAAGGGCAAGUUCACCACGCUACAAGAUGCCAACAUUGUGGUCUGGGGCUUCGGCAACAUUGCGAAAACCCUCACCCCUUGGCUGACUGCUCUGGGCGCGAAUGUAAAAGGCAUUGCCCGCCAUGCCGGUGUCCGCCAGGGCAUCGAGGUCUACUCGGAGGACAAGCUGCCUGACUUGCUACCAAAUACCGACGCGCUGGUCAUGAUUCUGCCCGGGUCGGAGGCGACGACCAAUGUUUUGAACGCGGAAAGGCUAAAACUCCUCCCGAAACACGCUUGGGUGGUGAACGUCGGACGAGGCACGUCGAUUGAUGACGCGGCCUUGCUGUCUGCCUUGGAGAAAGGAGAAAUUGGUGGUGCUGCCCUCGAUGUCUUCAGGACGGAACCUUUGCCUGAGGAUUCGCCCUACUGGACCGCGCCGAACGUCAUUGUUAGCCCGCAUGGCGCUGGAGGAAGGCCACAGGACCCGGCGACACUGAUUGCGUAUAAUCUGAGACGGUUCUUGGCUGGGCAGGAGUUGAAGAAUAAGCUAUGAGUGGAAGUACACGUGGAGGUUGGACUGAUGAGCGUCGAUAGCGAUGCAAAGACAGGUGGAGGCUGCCGCAGUGCCGAUAGCUUUGGGAUCGAGGGCACGAAGAGCCAUUGCGUGAUCUGGAAGUAGCUUGCUUCGGUGAUUGCGUGCGCAGUAGUUGUCAUGCAGAAAGCGAUGUAGACGCCACUGAAUCUGCAGAAAUUGCUAGAGUGCAGACUUACAUCUUCACAUGCUUUGGCCGGAACCCCUUUUCCAUCACCAAGACUCAGCCUCGUCAGCCGCUUGGCACCAACCAACUUCAACGAGUUGACUUCACCUGUGUAUGUUGAUUCCCCAGUCGUCGAUUAGUGUUCAUAGGAGAGACCUUGCAGGCACCUGCAUGAAGACUGCUAGGCCUCCACAGCC
This is a messenger RNA of Exophiala viscosa, 1463 nucleotides long. RefSeq names its product glyoxylate reductase. NCBI's taxonomy places the organism in Eukaryota, Fungi, Ascomycota, Eurotiomycetes, Chaetothyriales, Herpotrichiellaceae. The record is from RefSeq and is a predicted model, not a curated record. The transcript has 2 exons. Gene Ontology annotation, molecular function: NAD binding. The coding region runs from base 117 to 1061 and encodes 314 amino acids.